Messenger RNA from Sabethes cyaneus, 2735 nucleotides. RefSeq lists its product as uncharacterized. NCBI's taxonomy places the organism in Eukaryota, Metazoa, Arthropoda, Insecta, Diptera, Culicidae. The record is from RefSeq and is a predicted model, not a curated record. Gene Ontology annotation, biological process: proteolysis. The transcript has 5 exons. Bases 1 to 2691 code for a protein of 896 amino acids. Gene Ontology annotation, molecular function: calcium ion binding; serine-type endopeptidase activity.
AUGUUUUCGACAGUGCGAUGCAGUUCCGUGCUUGCGUUUCUGGUGUUUAUAAUUGCAGUGAUCGAAGAUGAAGUAGAAACAUUGGACGCGUUCAACGGUAAUAACACCUCUCCGGAUGCUGAAUCGGCUGUAUAUCGGGAUUCGAUAUGCGGGACAAUGCCACUCCUCGUCAGUCGUAUCAGCUACGGACACUACGCGGCAGAGGGCAACUGGCCCUGGCACGGGGCGCUGUUUCGGGGUUCGGAUUAUAAAUGCGGGUGCACUCUCAUCAACGAAUGGUUCGUCCUAACAGCAGCUCAUUGCGUGUUUAAUCCGGAAACGGAAGCCAGAUUCGAUCUGCGAUCAUUGAGCGUCAAUUUGGGAUUACUCACUUUGGAUGGAUACGACAGUAACGCUCGGCGGUAUAAACUGACAGCAGCAAAAGUGCAUCCACUGUUUGUCCCUUCGAAUCACAAACACGAUGUGGCCCUGCUGCUGCUGUCCAGCAAGGCUGAGCUUAGUGAUUUCAUACGACCUAUCGAUGUUGGCUACGGUGAAUCCCCUUGGAUCGAAUUUUUGGCCGGAUACCUGGGAACUGUGGUCGGCUGGGGUUUCACAGAAAUGGACGCUUUAUCGAACGUUCUAAUGGUCGCCCAGAUGCCCAUCGUUCGAUACACCGAUUGCAUCGAAAGCAAUCCGGACCUAUUUGGCCGGUUGAUACACGCCGGAAUGUACUGCGCGGGUGCCCAGAAUGGUACCAGCGUAUGCAACGGCGACAGCGGAGGAGGAAUGUAUGUGUACCAAAAUGAUAAGUGGCUCCUGCGGGGAAUAGUUUCAUUUUCGGCUACACGCAAUGAUACCAAUCUAUGCUAUAUGUACGGCUACGCAGGAUUUGUAAAUGUACCGUUCUACGCCAGGUGGAUCCAGCAGCAGCUGUUGGAUCACGAAAAAGGCUUGCAGCAGCAGCAGGAAGCCAGAGGUCCAAGAGCAGAAGAUCUGAACAAAGGCGGUGCUGUGAAGCCACGACUUGACGAAGCUCCAUCAACGGAACUUCCGGCAGCGAUAGUUCAGCAGCCGACAGAAAGCACAACGACCGCCAAACCCAUCACACCAAGGGGCUUACCGGUGUCGAUUCUGCCCCCGGAAUGUCUUCAGCAGCACAGUGACGUGAUUUAUGCCGAGCGUGAUUCGAGCGUUUCGUUACAUUGCCGACAUAAUAGCAGUGAAAAAAUUCAAUCCAUUCGGUGGUUCCAUAAGGGGCAGAAUAACCGAGUAAUCGAUAUUACGGCUCAGAAUGGUUUAGAUGUAAAUUCGGUCCAUGAAAUCGUAACACUACGGCAUCUUCAGGCUUACAAUUCCGGUAAAUAUUUCUGUCUUGUUCAGUAUGCGAAUGAAAACUUUACUGAUAGUAGAACGUUGGCCGUCACCGGUGGGAUACCAAGAUUUGAUGGCAGUGUGGAAGCUUCGUAUCUAAAGUUUACCCUAUUACUAAGGAAUGAUUAUUUGAAUUUGGUAAUUACCUUCAAGGCGGAGAAAAGCAAUGGCGUUCUUUUUCAUAAGGAGAGCGAAUGUGACAGGCAAUUUCUAACCGUUUUAUUAGUCGACAGCAUAAUUGCAUUUGAGUUUCGAGGCAGUAGAGGAAACAUUAUAAGAGGAAUUGCUGUCGAUGCUCCUGUGCGCUUGGAUCAAUGGCACAGAUUACAGAUAAAAAGUUUUCGAGACCGAGCAUAUUUGUCUUUGGAUGAUCGGUUGCUAGCGCUGUUCCAAAUGCCCGCUCCAAAUUCCAAUUGUGUGGAACAAAAUAUUUAUCUUGGGAGUCGUGGACAGAACAGCACCGGUUUUAUGGGAUGCAUUGCUGAGUUGGUCCUUAAUGAUCAAUCGAUUGAUCUAUGGAAGGAAUCAACCAAAAAGCACAACGUUGCGCAGUGUCAUCCAUGUUCGGCAACCCGUUGCGCAAAUGAUGGAGUUUGCAUAGAAACUAGCAAUGGAUUCAAUUGCGUCUGUAAGGAUGGUUACGUGGGAAAGUUUUGCUCACAACAAGGUCAAAGUUGCAAUGUGCGCAUUUGUAAUGAGGGCCUUUGCGAGGAGCAUGAAACCGGAUUCAGGUGCAUUUGUCCGGCCACUCGAACCGGUAAGCACUGUGAGCGUUUGAGCCACCUGAAUGCGAGUGCGAUUGCUUUCCAAUCCUAUGGUUAUGUCUUGUACAGGUUAAAAAUAAAACGAGAUUUCAUUAUGCAAUUCAACUUCAAGUCAGAAACGGUUGAACGGAGUCUAGUCGCUUAUUUAAUUGGCGAAAGCAGGGGUAUCAGUAAUUUCCUUGCCCUUGUCAUUGUGGAUGGUCGACUGGAGCUAAGAUUUGCAUGGGACAUGGAACUCCGACCGACGGUUUUAAAAUCUUCGAUUUUAUUGAUGAAAAACGCUUGGCAUACGGUGACCGUCGGCUGCGGUAAUGAAUUCGUCUACUUUAGCGUUGAUGAUGAGCUCGAACGAACCAAAGGUAUAUUCGGUGACUUGUUGGCGAGCGAUCGAGAUUAUUCGUUGUAUUUGGGAGGGAUCGAUAAGCAUUCCGUCGUGAACCGAUGUGCGGACGUGAAGCUUGGUUUCCACGGUUGCAUAGAUCAGCUCACGGUAUCUGAUGAAACUAUUAAAAUGACAGAGGAAUUUGUGGAUGCUAAAAACAUUGCAAACUGUGAAUCAAAUCGAAUUACUUAAAUUAAUAUUAUAAAUCAAGCAAAGCAAAUUUUUCAACUCUUGUA